Messenger RNA from Otolemur garnettii (small-eared galago), 957 nucleotides. Its product is annotated as olfactory receptor 10AD1. Gene Ontology annotation, cellular component: membrane. The record is from RefSeq and is a predicted model, not a curated record. The transcript has a single exon. NCBI's taxonomy places the organism in Eukaryota, Metazoa, Chordata, Mammalia, Primates, Galagidae. Gene Ontology annotation, molecular function: G protein-coupled receptor activity; olfactory receptor activity. The coding region runs from base 1 to 957 and encodes 318 amino acids. Gene Ontology annotation, biological process: G protein-coupled receptor signaling pathway.
AUGGUGAACCUAAGGAACAGCAGCACAGUGACAGAGUUUAUCCUUGUGGGUUUUGAGGACAGCUCGCCUUCCACUCGGGCAUUACUCUUUGUCCUCUUCCUGGCCCUCUACAGCCUUGCUAUGGCCAUGAAUGGCCUCAUCAUCUUCAUCACCUGGACAGACCCCAGGCUCAGCAGCCCCAUGUACUUCUUCCUUGGCCACCUGUCUCUCCUGGAUGUCUCCUUCAUCACCACCAUCAUCCCGCAGAUGCUGAUCCACCUGGUGGUCAAGAACCACACUGUCUCCUUUGUCUCUUGCAUGACCCAGAUGUACUUGGUCUUCUGCGUGGGUGUAGCUGAGUGCAUCCUCCUGGCUUUUAUGGCCUAUGACCGUUAUGUUGCUAUCUGCCACCCACUUAGCUAUGCCCAGAUCAUGAGCCAGCAGGUCUGUGUCAGGCUAGUGGGUACUGCCUGGUUCUUUGGGUUCAUCAAUGGCAUCUUUCUUGAGUACAUGUCUUUCCGGAAUCCUUUCUGCAAAGACAACCACAUUGAGAACUUUUUCUGUGAGGCCCCCAUAGUGAUUGCCCUCUCUUGUGGGGACUCUCAGUUUAGUCUGAGGAUGAUCUUUGCUGAUGCCAUCAUGGUGCUGCUCAGCCUCAUGCUACUCAUUGUCACUUCCUACAUUGGCAUCCUGGCCUCUGUCCUCAGCAGAGCCUCCUCCACAGGUCGGGGGAAAACCUUCUCUACCUGUGCCUCCCACUUGACUGUGGUCAUCUUUUUAUACACCUCAGCUAUGUUCUCUUACAUGAAUCCCCGCAGCACACAUGGGCCUGACAAAGACAAGCCUUUCUCCCUCCUCUACACCAUCAUCAGCCCCAUGUGUAGCCCCAUCAUCUACAGUUUCCGUAACAAGGAAAUGAAGGGGGCCAUGGCAAGGGCCCUUGGGAGAAGUAGCCUGACCAGGGCAGAGUCCGUCUAG